GCCUCCGCCCCUGCCGUCCUCCUCCUCCCCGGCGCGGGUGGGAGCCGCUGACUCAUCUGCCAUCAUCAUCCUCCCCCCCGCACGAGGAAGGGCAAUUCGAGGGGCUGCAUUGCAGACCCAACCGAGCCGGCAGACAAAAGCGACGCUGCUCCGCCCGCGGCUCACCGGCACAAAGAGCCCGGCCGGCACCGAGCUCACGGCUCCAGGCACCGCCCGCCCUCCGCAGCCUGAAAAUGCUGGACACCAUCAGCAGCCAGUACGACUCCUUCAUCUACUGGAGGAUGCCGAUCCCACGGCUGGACAUGGCCGAGCUGGAGGGGCUGGGGCUCGCAGACAUGGCCCUCUACAAGCCCAAGGGAGGGCUGGCCAAGCUCGGGGACCAGGGCAGCCAGGACCUCUCCCAAGAAGAGGACAGUCUGCUGCAGUUCAACAGCUUUAACUUCUGGCGAGCUCCCAUUGCCAGCAUCAGCUCCUUAGAUUUCGAUUUAAUCUGAAGCCCUCCCUGCCCCUCCUCACCCCCCUGCUCUCUCUUUUUCCGCCAGCCAUGCCAGGAUUUGGUUUUGUUGUCAGUUUGGAGGCUGUUGGGUUGGGGUUUUUUUGUUGGUGGUUUGUUUUUUUUGCCAUUCCUCACUCACUCAGCGGUUCACCGCGGCCUCGAUGGUGAUGGGCUCCCUGAAAAUCUCCAACCCCUCUCCCUAUUUUCCUCCUGGAAUCACAACGGUGCCAGUAACAGCACUGGGGGCAAACAUGAGGGGAGGGGGCAGAAACAGCCCCCCUCAUUGCCCCUCUCUGUUCCCAGAGGGUUUGGGAGGUGCCACCCCCCCUGUGUCAGCGUGACCAUGGCUGUCCCCACCCUGUGUGACAAUUUCUCAGCUCAUUUCCCAUGUGCUUUUUUAAGAUACUUAUUAGUGCAAUGAAGAGCAAUGGGAAUCGCCCUCGUUUUGCAGAAAGCAUCGACCCUCUGUGCUCCCCAGGCCCAAUUUCUCAAAAUUCUGCUUCGUCCCUUAACCUUCCCCUCAGGGAUGCAAGGUGGAAGAGGCAGAGAUGUGCCCAAGAUAUCUUGAGAAAAAGAAUCACUUUGAGCCUUGUGGUGUGAGCCCAAGCAGAAAAAAAUAUGUCCAGGAGGGUAAAUAGACAUGGAAAUGUUCUGACCUUGCUUAGUGAGGUCAAGGCUGGGUGUUUAUUGCCCCAAAUUUGAUUUUUUCAUCCUUUUUUUAUGCCCCACGUGGUUUAUUCCCGGUGCAACUCCUGACUGGGACAGAUGCUGGGUACAUUGUGGGGUUUGGAAAGGUAAUGGGGCAGAGCUGAAAGAUGGAUCUUACCCCCAGAUGAAAAUAUUUCAGGUUUUCCACCCACUUAAUCAAACCCUUUAAAAGCAACAACAAACAACGCUGCAUUCAUUCAAGUAGAAGCCUUGAGUUUUCUCUGGGGAGAUUUUCACCUGCUGAGGUUUACUUCUGAGCAUCAGCUUAAAAUUGGGGUAAAAAAAACCCAACCUGGAAUAAUUUUUGGCUUUUAAACAGGGGUUUUUUUUGUUUGUUUGUUUGUUCUGGGUUUUUUUUUUUUGCUUUUUUUUUGGUUUUUUUUUUUUUUUCUUCCCCAGGAUUGUUUUCUGGGAUUGAUUUGUCUUCUUGAAUGUGCUUUUUUUGGAGUUUGAUUGGGAUUAAGUGAUGUGAAGCAUCCCAAAAUCAUCCUGAGAGUUGCGGGGGUACAUGGCUGAGGCAGCACUUAAAAAGUGCCAGAAAUAGGCAAAAAAUUGGAAAAAUCUGCAUUCUACUAUGAAAAUUGGAUGCAGCUCUCCUGUAAUCGGCAGAAAUAAUCAAGUGUGCUUAUUUUGAACCAUCUGUGUAAAACCAGAGACGAAAAAUGUAAACUCUCCUCUGCAGAGCUGCUUGACUUCUUGUGUUCCCAGCUAGGAAAACCUGCCAGAGUAGUAUUUAUUAUGAAACUUUAAAUAAAAUCCGUUCAAAACAUA
Molecule: messenger RNA, 1975 nt
Organism: Vidua macroura (Pin-tailed whydah)
Lineage: Eukaryota; Metazoa; Chordata; Aves; Passeriformes; Viduidae
Gene: MLLT11
Product: MLLT11 transcription factor 7 cofactor
Exons: 2
Coding region: 234-494 (86 amino acids)
Biological process (GO): apoptotic signaling pathway; positive regulation of release of cytochrome c from mitochondria; positive regulation of DNA-templated transcription
Cellular component (GO): cytosol; nucleoplasm
Source: RefSeq, a predicted model, not a curated record